Messenger RNA from Acytostelium subglobosum LB1, 1128 nucleotides. RefSeq lists its product as hypothetical. The record is from RefSeq and is a predicted model, not a curated record. Bases 1 to 1128 code for a protein of 375 amino acids. Lineage: Eukaryota; Evosea; Eumycetozoa; Acytosteliales; Acytosteliaceae. The transcript has a single exon.
AUGAACACAUUCUUCCCGCUCGACAAGCACUUUGCCAACCUCAAGAGCAUCGAGAUCAAUGUGAAGAAAGGAAGAUUCGACGAUGAUGACCAAAACAGUCCAUUAAUGGCCAUGGGCAAUGUCAAGACACUCGAGUCAUUCACUCUGACUGGGUACAAUGUGCGAGCAUCACAUCUCGAUCACUUACUACGUGAUGCCAACUCAAUCAGACAUUUAACAUUGUGUAACCUACACAUUGAGAGUAAUCAAAAGUCACUAUCAUCAAUGUCACUAUCAAUGGUCAGCCCAGUCAAUGAGGACGAUGAUGAUGAUGAGCAAUCCAAAGAAUUACAUAUGAACAACACUAUGGAGACGAUCAGAUUGAUCAAUGUUGAUGGCUUUGGAAAGUGUCGAUAUAUCAGAUUUGGAAAGUCACUCAAACAUUGGGAGAUACAACCAGAGUUCACGUAUAGGCUGGAUGAGGUGGUCAACCUCAGGUGGGUCCUGCUAAAUCAAGUGCCCAAGAGUACCAAAGUCAGACUAUCGUUGAACAUCCAUCGUCUAGACAGUUUAUCUCUAGACACACUCUUUAACCAGUCGUUUGAUAUUGACAUCAUUGGACUACAUCUACUUGGUGGCAACCUUACACUGGAAUCACUACCAUCAAUAAUGUUCAAAUUCCCCAAUAUCACAGAGCUGGAGGUGUUGAUUGGCAAGGACAUGCCCAUCCAAGAAUAUGCCGCCAAAGGAUUGUUGGAAUUCAUCGAUCAACAUCCAAAGUUGAAGUCACUCUCAAUCAAUGGCAAUGAUCGACCAAAUCAAGAUGUAUACUACCAAUUCUUCAAGGAUUUGUUUGGACGUAUAGGUGGACUUCAAGAGUUGACCAGCCUCAGUCUUAUAAAUAUGCCAUUAUAUUCAACUGCUGAUGAGUAUCGUACAAGGAUACCAAUCAUUGUUGAAGCAAUUAGAACACGUCCAACAACAUUGGUAUCAAUCCAACUUGAACUAUCACUACCAAGAGUUGUCGAUGUGGACCAACCUCCAUCACCAACAUCAAUGUUAUUCAUAGCCAAUCGCGACAAAUGGAGAAAGUGUGAUCUCCAUGACUAUCCAAUCGAUGAAUACUACCUCAAAACAUUGAAGCCAUAA